This is a messenger RNA of Euleptes europaea (tarantolino), 2285 nucleotides long. RefSeq names its product mutL homolog 1 (gene MLH1). The transcript has 19 exons. Gene Ontology annotation, cellular component: MutLalpha complex. NCBI's taxonomy places the organism in Eukaryota, Metazoa, Chordata, Lepidosauria, Squamata, Sphaerodactylidae. The coding region runs from base 19 to 2250 and encodes 743 amino acids. Gene Ontology annotation, molecular function: ATP-dependent DNA damage sensor activity; ATP binding; ATP hydrolysis activity. The record is from RefSeq and is a predicted model, not a curated record. Gene Ontology annotation, biological process: mismatch repair.
AAGCCUUCCACUCCAACCAUGGCUCUGAUGGCUGGUGUGAUCCGGCGGUUGGAUGAGAUUGUGGUGAACCGCAUUGCUGCUGGAGAGGUCAUCCAAAGACCAGCUAAUGCUAUUAAGGAGAUGAUAGAGAACUGCUUGGAUGCCAAAGCCAGUAGUGUCCAGGUGACAGUUAAGGAUGGUGGUUUGAAAUUAAUCCAGAUACAAGACAACGGCUGUGGUAUUAGGAAAGAAGACUUGGAUAUUGUCUGUGAAAGAUUUACAACAAGUAAACUGCAGACUUUUGAAGAUCUAGCUAGUAUUUCGACAUACGGGUUUAGAGGCGAGGCUCUGGCUAGUAUAAGUCAUGUAGCCCAUGUUACCAUAACAACUAAAACAAGUGAUGGAAAGUGUGCAUACAGGGCGUUCUAUUCUGAUGGGAAAUUGAAAGCCGCACCCAAACCUUGCGCUGGGAACCAGGGAACUCUGAUUGCAGUCGAAGACUUGUUUUACAAUGUAGCCACCAGGAGGAAAGCUUUAAAGAAUCCAAGUGAAGAAUAUGCAAAAAUACUGGACGUUGUUAGCCGAUACGCUAUUCAUAACUCUGGCAUCAGUUUUUCGGUUAAGAAGCAAGGUGAGACCGUGGCAGAUGUCAGAACACUGUCAAACGCUACAACAGUAGACAAUAUUCGGUCCAUCUUUGGGAAUGCCGUUAGCAGAGAACUGAUUGAAGUGGGUUGCGAAGAUGAAAUGCUGGCUUUUAAAAUGACGGGCUAUGUGACCAAUGCAAACUAUUCAGUGAAGAAAUGCACCUUUUUGCUUUUUAUAAAUCAUCGACUGGUUGAGUCAAGCGCUUUGCGGAAAGCAAUAGAAACUGUAUAUGCCGCUUAUUUACCCAAAAAUAUGCAUCCAUUCUUGUACAUAAGCCUUGAAAUAGCCCCCCAGAAUGUAGAUGUGAAUGUGCAUCCCACAAAGCAUGAGGUUCACUUUCUCCAUGAAGACAGCAUCUUGGAGCGUGUGCAGCAGCACAUAGAGAGCAAAUUGUUGGGCUCAAACUCUUCAAGGAUGUAUUUCACCCAGACAUUGCUUCCAGGUAUUACUGCCUCUUCUGCUGAUGUCGUUAAACCUGCAAGUUCUUCUUCAGCUAAUCAAGGGACAGGAGACAAAGUCUAUGCCCACCAGAUGGUUCGCAUCGAUUCCAGAGACCAGAAACUAGAUGCUUUCCUUCAGCCGGCUAACAAAUCCAAGACUUCAGGACUUGCUGCAGAGGAAAGCAGUAACAAGCAGGCCUGCAAGGAGUCUGGACCACAAGAAUGCAGUGAUUUUGAUGUAAGAGCUACAGGAGCAGAAACUAUGAAUAAACCAGAAGGGUCAAUGGAAAGACAACCGGUGUCUUCUGAAGAUAUACCUUCUAGAAAGAAACAGCGAACAGAUGGCGAUGUGGAAAUGGAGGAAGAUGUAAGGCAGGAUCUCACUGCCGCUUGCGUCCCUAGAAGGAGAAUUAUUAACCUGACUAGUGUUUUAACUCUUCAAGAGGAAAUUAGUAACCAGGUUCACACAAGUCUUCAGGAGAUGCUUCACAAUCACUCCUUCGUUGGAUGUGUUAAUCCUCAAUGGGCACUGGUGCAGUAUCAGACAAAACUGUAUCUUCUGAAUACCACAAAACUCAGUCAAGAAAUGUUCUACCAGAUCCUUGUUUACGACUUUGGAAACUUUGGCAUUCUAAGGUUGUCUGAGCCAGCUCCCCUCUAUGAUCUAGCCAUUCUAGCCUUGGAGAAUGCUGAAAGUGGUUGGACAGAAGAAGAUGGUCCAAAAGAAGGCCUUGCUGAAUACAUUGUUGAGUUUCUAACAAAGAAGAGUGAAAUGCUGAAAGACUAUUUCUCCCUGGAAAUUGAUGAGGAUGGCAAUCUUACAGGAUUACCACUUUUGAUAGACAACUACAUCCCCUUGUUGGAAGGUCUACCCAUGUUGGUUCUUCGAUUAGCCACUGAGGUAAACUGGGAUGAAGAAAAAGAAUGCUUUGAAAGUCUCAGUAAGGAAUGUGCCAUGUUCUACUCCAUUAGAAAGCAGUAUAUAAUGGAUGAGCCUGAUCUUAAUGCUCAACAGGCUGAUGAAUUGGGACCUAGCACACACUCGUGGAAAUGGACAGUGGAACAUGUGCUUUACAAAGCUUUUAGGACAUAUCUUAUGCCUCCGAAGAACUUUACAGAAGAUGGAACCAUUUUGCAGCUUGCUAAUCUACCAGACCUGUACAAAGUCUUUGAGAGGUGCUAAAUACAGACAUAUAAAUAAAGGCCCGCAUCUAUUUA